AUGGUUGUGCCGCAUGCACCGAGGACGGGGAGGGGUGAAAAUGCGACUGAAAAUGUGGACGAGACCGAUGAGGCAAACUGGAAGGCAGAGAGCGGGGUGCUGGGCCGUGCGGUGGUCACGAUCGGUGACGCGUAUCACAUUCCUGCGACGCGUACCGGUGGAGGCUGUGGGUGUGUCUCGCGCGGGCUGGGGUGUGCAGUCUGUGGCAACCCACUAGGCGUUGAACGAAUCUUGUGUGCGACGCAUGGUGGCCCGCAAAUAUCAUGUGUCUUCCUCGGCGGCUCAGUGUCCCCAGCGCCAGUACCCUCCACUUCUGUGUCCCCGCUCUCCCCACUUUCCCCGGCCUCCGUCCCCGCACCCGGAAUCAGCGCCCCGUCCCCACUGCAGCCGUCAGAUGUGGUGGGGGAGGACUCCGAGUCAGACAUGCCCGACCUCGACGAGGUGAGCAACAGCUCCGAAGAGGCCGAGGCAGGCCCAAACGCGGGCCCCGACUCUGCUGACUCUGAUGCAGCGGAUGACGAGAUUCGUGAGCUGGUGCGGCAGGCCAUGGAAGCUGCUAGCGACAACGAGGACGCGAUGAUCCGGCGCGUGGAGGCGGAAGUUGGUCGGGCAUUGGACGCGCCGGUGCCCACGCCGAUAACGGAGAUUCCUGCGUUGAUGGCGGCCAUGGGGAGGGUGCAAGGGGAGAUUGAGCGGCUUGCACAGCAGGCAAGGCAGGCCCAAACGGAGGGGGAAAGUGGGCAGGAUGACGAAGAUGAAGUGGAGGAAAAUGAAGAUACCGAUGAUGAAGAGGAAGAACAAACCGAUCAAGAAAACCAGGUGGACGUUCGAGCCGAGGAGGAAACACAGCCGCUCCUCGCGGCGGCGUCGGCGCUGCUGGAGAGCGCAGAGACGCGGGCCGAUCUGGCGGCGGUGGCGGCAACGACGGCCCGGAAUUUGCAGGAGGGGCGCGUGGCGCAGACGGAGCGCCUGAGAAACGCAGAACGGAGCCGGGUCAACGACAAUCAUGCCCCAAGCCAGACACGCUCGGUUGACUGGAGUCAGAUCGGCGCGGGCUCCGACUGGGCGACCUAUACGCAGCCCACAUUGAACACACAAAGCCUUGUGGCGGCGCUCCAGUCGGACUCCACCGCGACCACGACAGGGACCACAUCCCCGGCUCAGACUCCGACUCCGGCGCAGGAACCGCGCGACCGGGCCGCCGUCCGCCGGCUCAUGGCGGACGUCGCGGUCCGGGCCGCCGUUGUGCAGCCCACCUUCAGCUCCACAACCAACCCAACUGUCAACGCCAACGCCAACCCCGACGGCCCCGCUCCGCUGCCCCAGCUCGACGCGAUGGCCCGCGAGCUGGUCGCGGGGCGUGCGAUCGGGGACGCGGCGGCGCCACAACGCCUCACGACUUUGCAGGUCCUACGGGGCAGGAUACUGGAGAUAGAUGAGAUACUGAGCCGCUCGAGGGGGUUGUUGGGCGAGCGGGGGGCGGGGGUUGAGGGGAGUGGGGCGGAUCCGGGUGGGGCAGAGCAGGGAGAGGAGAGGCGGAGGGUCGUGUUUGAGCGAUGA
Messenger RNA from Mycena indigotica, 1560 nucleotides. RefSeq lists its product as uncharacterized. The coding region runs from base 1 to 1560 and encodes 519 amino acids. NCBI's taxonomy places the organism in Eukaryota, Fungi, Basidiomycota, Agaricomycetes, Agaricales, Mycenaceae. The record is from RefSeq and is a predicted model, not a curated record. The transcript has 2 exons.